Molecule: messenger RNA, 722 nt
Organism: Cladophialophora immunda
Lineage: Eukaryota; Fungi; Ascomycota; Eurotiomycetes; Chaetothyriales; Herpotrichiellaceae
Exons: 4
Coding region: 49-426 (125 amino acids)
Biological process (GO): DNA-templated transcription
Cellular component (GO): RNA polymerase III complex; RNA polymerase I complex
Molecular function (GO): protein dimerization activity; DNA binding; DNA-directed RNA polymerase activity
Source: RefSeq, a predicted model, not a curated record
AACGUUCUUCACAGGCUGCACAAAUCACUGGUCUGCGCAGAUCCCAAAAUGUCUGAGGUUCCAGAAGAGGACGUGAACGACCCCGAAUAUAUCGAGAAAUUGCUGUUGCGCGGCGCGAAGAAAUUGGUCGUGCUUCCUGGUGCAUCCUCGCAUGCUGCAUCUUUCCAGUUCGAGAAAGAAGAUCACACGAUGGGCAAUGCUCUGCGGUACUUUGUUAACAAGAACCCCGAUGUGGAAUUCUGCGGCUAUACCAUCCCACAUCCUUCCGAGACCAAAAUGAACAUUCGGAUACAGACGUGGGAGGAUACCGAGACAACAGCGGUCGACGCACUCAGAAAGGGUCUGUUAGACAUGAUCGCGGCUUGCGACGUGGUGUCAAAGAAAUUCUCCGAGGCGCGAGACGAAUUCAAUGCUUCAAAUUCAUGACCAUCUAUCACGAAACCCUAGGCGGUCGGGGAAGACAGGAUCUUGCAUUGGAAAGGCGCCCGGAGUGUCGGCAUGUUUUUGCUCUUUUCUUUCUAGCUAUGUACAAUCACCUCGACGGUGCUGGCAAGGUGGACAUCCGCAUCAGUUCCGGCCCUAGAAAGGAAAAAGAGUUAGCCAGGGGGAACAGCCUCAAUAGGUGUGCAGCAUUGUUUAAUGCAUACCUCCAAAAAGCCCUGGAUGAAAUUCUUCGGCAGUUUCGCGUUCUCAUCUUCAUCGACCCGGAAGUACUUCAUGAC